Messenger RNA from Diprion similis, 631 nucleotides. RefSeq lists its product as uncharacterized. The coding region runs from base 91 to 540 and encodes 149 amino acids. The transcript has 4 exons. The record is from RefSeq and is a predicted model, not a curated record. NCBI's taxonomy places the organism in Eukaryota, Metazoa, Arthropoda, Insecta, Hymenoptera, Diprionidae.
AGACUCAGCACAGCCGAUUCUAGAGUCUCUGAUUCGAAGUAGACUGCAGUUGUAUUCGUUCCUCGAUAGUGCAGACGUUAAAUUUGCAGAAUGUUCGUCACGAAUUAUUUCCUCUUCAUUUCCGGGUUACUCGGGGCGGUUUGCAUCGCGGGAAUUGCUGAAUCCGUGACAUCCAAAUGUUCCGGUCGACCGCAUUACAACGUUUCAUUGACCGCCUAUUAUCCCGACUUCAACAGCGGUUUUGAAUCCGAUUACUUGGACGCCAGAGGGAAGAAAUUGCGACCAUUGCAGAAUUUCCUCGACGGGCGAUGCGACUACGUCACCGUCGGGAUGGACGAGGACCUCAACCUUGCUUACGGAUCAAGCAUCUGCGUUCCGGAGUUGAACGAACACUUCGGAAUGAACAUACCGUUUCAGGUACGAGAUCACGGUGCAAAUUUGAAAGGCACUGGAUUCUCGAGGAUGGAUAUUUGCGUGAGGAGCGAAGAAGAUAGCUAUGACAAAGCCGUGAAUGGAAUAGUCACCAUCUACGUGAUCUAACGGCGAUAUCUUUACUUUAAAAAUAUUUCAGGGGUUCCGAUGUACGCAGGUUACGUUUAUUCAUUUAUUUAUAAAGUUUACAGAAUCUGAG